Carassius auratus (goldfish) is the source of this 2281-nucleotide messenger RNA. RefSeq names its product E3 ubiquitin-protein ligase TRIM39-like. The transcript is spliced from 8 exons. Lineage: Eukaryota; Metazoa; Chordata; Actinopteri; Cypriniformes; Cyprinidae. The coding region runs from base 360 to 1991 and encodes 543 amino acids. The record is from RefSeq and is a predicted model, not a curated record. Gene Ontology annotation, biological process: protein ubiquitination. Gene Ontology annotation, molecular function: protein binding; ubiquitin-protein transferase activity; zinc ion binding.
GCCCUGGCCUGGAUGGGCCUGGGUCCGCCCACAGCUCGGCGCCUGUUCGGAACUAUAAAAUUUGGUUUCGUUUCUGUUUCUGGCUCUGUUCCUGUCAAAAUUUAGUUUUUUUUUGGUUUUGGAUGUUUCAUUUUUAAUGUUGUGAAAGCUUUAAGUGCAGUUAAUUAUUUGUACGUGUAUACAGACGACGGCUGUGUUGAAGCUCUUUUAUUUGCCGUCAAAUAAAGUACAGUAAGAGCUCUGACGUCACUGGAGUUCAAAGAACGUGAAACUAAGCAACGAUCAACCAAAACAACAGAAUAUUUAUUGAGCUGUUGAAAGAUCCGUGUGAUCACAUCUUAUACUCACAGGGAAAAGCAAUGGCAGAAUCUUCACCAUCAAAUGAACCAAGAAAAACCAGGAGAAAGAGUAUAACUGAACCUCCAUUCAUGUCAUCCUCCAGUGGUUCACUGUCUAAGGAGCUUCAGUGCUCUUUAUGUCUGGAAGUCUUCACUGAUCCAGUCACGACUUCAUGUGGACACAACUUCUGCAAGAUCUGUCUGAAUAAACACUGGGACAACAGCCAGACCUGCAGCUGUCCAUACUGUAAAGAAACAUUCAAGCAAAGACCUGAUCUCAAGAUUAAUACCACACUCAGAGAGCUCAUAGAUCACUAUAAAAAGAAACCUCCUGAGAAAACAACUGAAGUUCUGUGUGAUAUCUGUGAGGAAAGAAAGCUGAAAGCGCUGAAGUCGUGUCUGGUGUGUCAGAGCUCUUACUGUGAAACUCACCUGGAGCCUCAUUUGAGAGUGACACGUUUAAAGAAACACAAACUGAUGGAUCCUGUGAGUAAUCUGGAGGACUAUAUAUGUCAGAAACACGAGAGACCUCUGGAGCUGUUCUGUAGAGAUGAUCAGACCAUCGUCUGUCUGUCCUGUACUGAUGGAGAUCACAAGAACCACAACACUGUGUCUUUAGAAGAGACCGAGUUGAUGAUCCAAGACACACAGCAGAUGAUCCAGGACAGAAUCAAGAAGAUUCAAGACAUCAAACACUCAGCAGAAGUCAGACAUAGAAGCACACAGAAGGAUAAAACAGCUUGUAUCGAGCUCUUCACUGAUCUCCUCCGCUCCAUUGAGAGACGCCAGACUGAACAGCUGGAGAUGAUGGAGGAGAAGCAGAAAGCAGCAGAGAAACAGGAGCUAGAGCUGAUUGAAGAGCUGGAGCAGGAGAUUACUGAGCUAAAGACGAGAAACAUUAAACUGCAGCAGCUUUCACAGACUGAAGAUGUCAUACAGAUUUACUCACCUCUGAACAGCCUCAGUAACACCAGGAACUGGCCUGAGAUCAGUGUGAAGACUCCUGAGAAUCUGGAGACUCUGACCAGAGCUCUGACUCAACUGAAGGACACUAUAGAUGAGAAACUUGAUCAAACAAAGCUGAAGUGGAUGCAGCAGUAUGCAGUGGAUGUGACUCUGGAUCCUGAUACAGCUCAUCCAUUUCUCAUUCUGUUUGAUGAUGGAAAACAAGUGACAGAUGGAGGCAUUGAUCAGAAACUCCCAGACAAACCAGAGAGAUUUGAUACAUAUCUAAUUGUCUUGGGAAAGGAGGGAUUCUCCUCGGGGAGAUUUUAUUUUGAGGUGCAGGUGAAGGGAAAGAUUAAAUGGGAUUUAGGAGUUGCCAGAGAAUCCAUUAACAGGAAGGGACAUAUCUCACUGAAACCCAGAGAUGGAUACUGGACUGUGGAGCUGAGGAAUGGAGAUGAAUAUUAUGCCUUUGAUGAUCCUCAUCUCCCUCUGUCUCUGAGAGUGAAGCCGCAGCGGGUCGGUGUGUUUGUGGAUUAUGAGGAGGGUCUGGUCUCCUUUUAUGAUGCAGAGUCCAGAUCUCAUAUCUACUCUUUCACUGCUCAGACUUUCACUGGGAAACUCUAUCCAUAUUUUAGCCCAGGCUUUAAUUAUGGAGGAAAAAACUCAGAGCCACUGAUCAUCACAGCUGUCAUGAAGCAACAUUAAUUUAUACAUGAAAUAGGAUCACAGUGAUUUUUAUAAUCAAAAUAAUGUUUUUUUAUUAUUAUUUCAAAUCUGAUAAUGUAUGUGGUGCUACUCAAGUGAUCAAAGUUUUUUUCAUCACAUAUUUUACAGUCAAAAUGUAAUGCUUGUAAUGUUUAAUACAUUCUUUUCCCCCCAACACUUAUAACUUUUCUACACCAUUUUCACAUCUUCUCCUGACAAAGUGAAACUGCCUGUAAAAUGUUUUCAUCAAAACGCACCAAACUAUUAAAGCCUUUAAACUGUUGUAUCAA